Messenger RNA from Bursaphelenchus xylophilus (pine wood nematode), 1209 nucleotides. The record is from the annotation of a GenBank genome assembly. NCBI's taxonomy places the organism in Eukaryota, Metazoa, Nematoda, Chromadorea, Rhabditida, Aphelenchoididae.
AUGGGCCCUACGGUAAACGCUGCUUCCCUACAUGGAAUUCCUAAAGAGAUUCAGCUGAGGAUCUUCCAAAAAUUGAGCGUUGAAGAUGUUGAGAGUCUGGGACAGACAAGUUCAUACCUAAAAUCAUUCAUUCGCUCGAAUCGGAAGUAUUUGGCUCGACUUUCUCGUCAUUUGGAUGUGGACAUGGAGAAGAAAGAGUGUAGAAUACGAAGAGAAUCGACUUCAAAUCAAGUUACUUGUCAAUGCAUGCUGGUAAGUCUUCAAUUUCUUGUUUUUUAAUACCUUUAAUCGUAUAAUAUAACCUUUGGCAGUUCGCGUCCUAUUUACAUAUUUUCUUUCGGUAAAAAUGUUGCAAGAUGUUGGGCAAAUGAUGUGACUUAUAUAAUUAUUCUUCGAUUAUUUUAGGACGAUUCUGAGCAACAUCUGCAGGACAUCGAGGUCUCCACGUUGACUUUAUCUGGCCCAUUGAGAGAUGAAGGUGAUCUUGAAAAGCUGGUGUCUGUUCUCAACAACACCCGACAACUCCGAAUCCGCUCUUUCCACAUGAAGAAGAUGAUCGUGCAAAACAAGUCGCUCUGUGAGCGUUUGUAUCAAUUGCUGGCAAAUGGAACUUGUCAUGUAAGUAUACACACUUCAUAGUGUGAGAUACGUUUUCACUUUUCUCAUCUGAUUCCAUUUUUACUUCUUGUUUUUAGGCGAUCAGCCUGGAAGAAUGCCAAUUGGCGUGCGGAUUUAACUCUACUCAAGCAGAUCGCAUGAAUGAAUUGAUCCAAUUUACGGUCAAAGAUUGUGCGCCCAUGAACGGACUGAAUCUUCUAAACAAAUAUUUGAGUAAGCUGGCCAUGGAGAUGAGGUUCCGGAGCAAGAAGAGCAUGCCUUUCUAUGCUGAAGCUCCCGAUCUUACAGUUCAAGAGGUCUGCAACUUUAUCAAGGUAAAUUUUAUAUUAUACUUGGCACCAACUGUUAUUUUUACAUACCCUUGUGAAUUGUUUGGUUUUAGAGCUGGAUAAACAUUUCUGAGGCGCCAGGCUUCCAGAUCUAUGUGACGCAAUGCGACACUCUCUUCUUCCAUGAUUUCCUCGCCGAAUGUGAGCGUCAGAACCUUGUUCAUCGUCAUCUUCAGUUCAAUUCAAAGGCUCGGCCGAUGGCUCAUAUCCAAUGCCAAUACGACACCCAACUGAAGAGAUUCCAGAUCUAUCCGAUUGUUGA